GCCCCGACGGCGCGGCCGGGCGGCCCGGCUCUCCCCAGGCUCCGCGCCGGCCGGAAGACGCUGCUGGCGGCCGCCGCGGGCGUGGUGAUGCUGCUGGUGCUGGUGGUGCUCAUCCCGGUGCUGGUGAGCUCGGGCAGCCCGGACGGCCACUAUGAGAUGCUGGGCACCUGCCGCAUGGUGUGCGACCCCUACCCCGCGCGAGGCCCCGGCGCGGGCGCGCGGCCCGACGGCAGCGACGCCCUGAGUGAGCAGAGCGGCGCUCCCCCGCCCUCCACGCUGGUGCAGGGCCCCCAGGGGAAGCCGGGCCGCACGGGCAAGCCGGGUCCCCCCGGGCCUCCCGGGGACCCUGGUCCUCCGGGUCCGGUGGGGCCGCCCGGGGAGAAAGGUGAGCCAGGCAAGCCGGGCCCUCCAGGGUUGCCGGGCGCAGGGGGCAGCGGCGCCAUCAGCACGGCCACCUACACCACAGUGCCACGAGUGGCCUUCUACGCCGGCCUCAAGAAUCCUCACGAGGGUUACGAGGUGCUGAAGUUUGACGACGUGGUCACCAACCUAGGCAACAACUACGAUGCGGCCAGCGGCAAGUUUACGUGCAACAUUCCCGGCACCUACUUUUUCACCUACCAUGUCCUCAUGCGCGGCGGCGACGGCACCAGUAUGUGGGCAGACCUCUGCAAGAACGGUCAGGUGAGGGCCAGCGCCAUUGCCCAGGAUGCAGACCAGAACUAUGACUACGCCAGUAACAGCGUGAUCCUGCACCUGGACGCGGGUGACGAGGUCUUCAUCAAGCUGGAUGGAGGCAAAGCGCAUGGAGGCAACAGCAACAAAUACAGCACUUUCUCCGGCUUCAUCAUCUACUCUGAUUGAGCUCCCAGCAUCCCUCUCCAUCUUCUGUUCAACCCUUGGGCUUUCCUCCCAGGAGCGGCAGACAAAACCCAUUCCCUACCGACCCCUUAGCUGCCUGGCCCAGGCUGCCAACCCUCCCCGGCUGUGAUUCCCCCAGCCCACUCUCACCACACCCAGGCCAUAGCUAGGCCUUCCCACAGCAGAGCACUCAGUUCUGUCCACAGGAGGCAGAUUGACUGGAGGGCCUCAGCCUGCAAUGUAUAUUUGCACAGUAGGACUGUUUACUGCCCACCCUGGCCUUCCAGCCAGUCUCAGCCUGGGAGGAAAUUGGCAGAGUUGUUUCCUGUGCUGGAAUGAGCUUCCCUCCAGCUCUGGGUUGGCUCUGCCUGGGGGAGGGGCAGGUUUGGGGCUGGAUGGUUUCCCAGCACCCCUAAAGCCCUAGCCUGUCUGCACCCAGUCUGACCAAAGCUAUAAUAAAAACAUUUCCACCCCA
Messenger RNA from Marmota monax (woodchuck), 1336 nucleotides. RefSeq names its product complement C1q like 1 (gene C1ql1). Lineage: Eukaryota; Metazoa; Chordata; Mammalia; Rodentia; Sciuridae. Gene Ontology annotation, molecular function: protein binding. Bases 88 to 864 code for a protein of 258 amino acids. The record is from RefSeq and is a predicted model, not a curated record. The transcript is spliced from 2 exons.